Mobula hypostoma (lesser devil ray) is the source of this 5314-nucleotide messenger RNA. RefSeq names its product RNA binding motif protein 47 (gene rbm47). Gene Ontology annotation, cellular component: nucleus. The record is from RefSeq and is a predicted model, not a curated record. The coding region runs from base 220 to 1968 and encodes 582 amino acids. The transcript has 5 exons. Lineage: Eukaryota; Metazoa; Chordata; Chondrichthyes; Myliobatiformes; Myliobatidae. Gene Ontology annotation, molecular function: mRNA binding.
CUUUUCCUUUUGCUAGUUCAAUUUUCUCAUCUCAGUAAUUUCUCGGCACUUGACUGAAAAAAGGGGUAAGAAUUCUUGUCACCUGUUUUUGCCACCUGUUCACAACCGGUGUGUUGUUAUGAAUACAUCAGAAAGGUCAUGGGUCUCUCCUAGCGAUGUACCUUGCUACUUUCAGCAUUUUGCCCCAGGUCUGAGCACAAUUUGAAUGGUUUAGACAGAAUGACAGCUGAAGAUUCCAAUACCAUGAUGAGCACAGAUUCCUGUAACACGUCUUCAACUAAAGCCAUUGAAGGGGUUGCCGGUGCCCCUAAUGAGUCUACUCUUCUUGCACUAAUCGAACGUACCGGCUACACGAUGGUCCAAGAGAAUGGCCAACGUAAAUACGGUGGCCCUCCUCCAGGAUGGGAAGGGCAUCCUCCUCCACGUGGCUGCGAGGUUUUUAUUGGGAAAAUUCCUCGUGAUGUUUAUGAAGAUGAGCUGGUUCCCAUUUUUGAGUCGGUGGGGCGAAUGUAUGAAAUGCGGUUGAUGAUGGACUUUGAUGGCAAAAAUCGUGGCUAUGCCUUUGUCAUGUUCACAGCCAAGCACGAGGCCAAAAGGGCAGUCAGGGAGCUCAAUAAUUACGAGAUUCGUCCGGGAAGGUUGCUUGGUGUUUGCAGCAGUGUGGACAACUGCAGACUUUUCAUUGGGGGCAUUCCGAAAAUGAAAAAAAGAGAAGAGAUUUUAGAAGAGAUUUCUAAAGUAACAGAAGGCGUGUUAGAUGUGAUUGUCUAUGCCAGUGCAGCUGACAAGAUGAAAAACAGAGGAUUUGCGUUUGUCGAGUAUGAAAGCCACCGAGCUGCUGCCAUGGCGCGGAGAAAGCUGAUGCCUGGAAGAAUCCAGCUGUGGGGUCAUCAGAUCGCCGUUGACUGGGCUGAGCCAGAGAUUGACGUCGAUGAAGAUGUGAUGGAAACUGUAAAAAUUCUGUACGUGAGAAAUCUAAUGAUUGAAACCAUGGAAGACACAAUAAAAAAAGUGUUUAGCCAGUUCAACCCUGGAUGUGUAGAACGAGUGAAGAAAAUUCGUGAUUAUGCUUUCGUUCAUUUUACCACAAGGGAUGACGCUGUUCAUGCCAUGGAGAAACUGAAUGGAACUGAACUUGAAGGUUCCCACAUUGAGGUGACCCUCGCCAAGCCUGUAGACAAAGAGCAGUAUAAUCGUUACCAGAAGGCAGCAAAAGGUGGACCAACAGAAUCCCCUCAAGCAAACAUCAUAUACUCCUGUGAUCCCUACACACUAGCUUACUAUGGGUAUCCCUACAACACUUUGAUUGGUCCCAACAGAGAAUAUUUUGCCAAAGCAGGCGCUGUGCGUGGAAGAGGUAGAGGGGCAGCUGGCAACAGAGCAGCGGGACCUCGGGGAUCGUACCUGGGCGGAUAUUCUGCAGGCAGAGGUAUUUACAGCAGAUAUCAUGAAGGGAAGGCCAAGCAACAGGACAAAGCGUAUGAACUGAUACCCAGCUUAGAUCUGGCCACAGUCAGUCCAGUCGCUAUGAAACCUGGUGCAGUGGCCAUUCCUUCCAUUGGAACCCAAUAUCCAGUGUUUCAGGCAGCUCCAGGCACCAAGUUAAUGGAAGAAAACAAAAUGCAUCCAAUGGAGCACGUUCUUAAUCCUAUUGCUGUCCAGACUGAUCCGAAUGGAGCACCCAUCAUUCCAUCAGUUUCCACUCCUCCACCUUUUCAGACUCGCCCGAUAACUCCGGUGUAUGCAAUGGCUUCCAACAUUCAACGAAUUCCCGCCACUGGUUUCUAUGGGGCAAGUUAUGUUCCAAUUGCAGCUCCUGCUUCUGCUGCUACCAUGGCAACACUGCAAAAGAACGCGGCCACUGCUGCAGCAGUAGCAGCUUAUGGAGGAUAUGCGACUUAUGUACCACAGGCAUUCCCUGCAGCCACCUUUCAAGUUCCUUUACAUGAUUUCUACCAAACCUAUUAGGAUUUUAUAAACAAAGACUUUAUAAUAGUGAAGGAAUACACUGGUAUUUAUGAAGAAAAAAGCCAACAUGGUUCAUUGUGAAAGAUUCUAAUUUGAGACUUAAACUUCAUACCAAAAACUAUGUGAAAGACCGAAAUGUUUUUUAAAAAUCUUAUUUGUUACUAAAUUUUGAAAGUGUUUUAAAUGUUUUUUGAGGGUUAAGAACCUUUCAGUAGAAACCAUUCUAUGCAUCCUAUGAAAACACUUUAUUUGAAAUUGUCUUGUCUUAAGUAAAUAUAAAAUCUUCCGUCCAUAAGGUUUGAACUCUUUGAAUGUGGACAGUUAGAAACUAAAGGUUAAUACAUGUAGGUAUGGGUUUUUACACACUAUACUAUGAGGUUUUGUGUGAUUUGUUCACUCCAGUUAUUUAUCCUGUUGGUGCCUUCAAGAAAAACUCAGCCUUAAUUGAAUCACAUAUCUGUAGAUCCUCAUAAAUGUAGUAAUCAACAUACACGAUAUAUAUCCUAGCAGAGGCCUGGUGUGGCCAAGAAUUGUGCACAGUGCUAUUUAAAAAAAACUUGAGUUGUUCCUUUAGUGAGCAGCACCAUUUUCUUUUCUUAGUACAUUGGGUACAAUUGAUCUAGGAAGUACAAUAUUAAAAAAUUUGGAUUGUUGAGCACAAAGCCAGAAUGUUGCUUUCAUUUGCUUUCAUAAUUCGGGCUCUUUCAGGGACUGAAUUUCACCAGCUUCACUGAGUAUUUGCAGUGCUGACCAUCACGGGAUUAGGUAUGCAGAUUUAGAUGGGACGGCUGAGGAGGAAAGUAUCUAGAAUUAUGUUUGUCUCUUGAGGCAAGGUGUGCAUUAUUUUAAAGGAGGAAGAAAAGCAAGGGAAAUAAAUAUCCACAGUAGUAGGAUAAGACUUUUUGAUGCUGGAUAGUCAUUUAAGUACGUACACAGGACAGUAAGUAGAAGAUAACCGUUCAGAUGAAUGCUCAACCUAGUGGAAGCAAGGCUUAAUUAUCUUUUGCAAUGCUCUUUUUGUUUUUGCUCUAAGCUCAGCUGAAGUGCUGAGUUUUUGUUAGGACAAGGAAUGAAAUAAGCCUUGUCAGCAUGAAGUUCUAUUAUAAUAACUUCUUAUCAUGUUAAAGAAAAUUUAUAGCUGGUCUGUGGUGAUAAAGUAGUUAUGGGUACUAAUGUAUUUUGGUUAUGUAACAAAUUAGAUAUAUGUGUGAGUGUGUACAUAUUAUGUUUUAAUAUAAGUUUAUGAGCAGAAGUCUUUUAUGGUGCAGCAACACAUGGUAUGUGGUUUGCCACAGAGUUUUACCAAUUUCUUUCAAUGCUGUUGAAGAAGCAAAAGAAAUCUUUUAUUAUUAUGGUAGGAACUAAAUGUAUUUUUUGCAGUGUUUCAGUGGCCUGUAAAGGAGACUUUUAUAUAAAAAAAAGUCAUGUUGAAACAUGUGAUAUUCACUAAAACCUGCAUAAUGUGACCAUACUCUUUGGGCCGACCAAAGGAAACUGUUGAUGAUUAAUAAUAUGCAGUUGAGCUACGUUCAUUGUUUUUUGACCUGGGGAAAAGUUAUUUGGUUAAAAUUAUGUAGAUUAUUAUGGGUUUUUUUUAAAAUAACAACAGAUUUGCCUCUUCACACUUUCAACUGCUUCUAGAAUAGAAGCUGUCAUGCACCGUAAGUACAUAUUGAUAAUCUCCCAGAAACACUAAUUACUAUUGAGAGCCACAUUAUAGAUUGUUCGGUUUUAAUGCUUCACAUUCCACAUUACCUUCUCACUCAGAGUACCUUAAGUAAAUUGAGAUAAGAAAGGCAGCUGUUGCAUUUGUCAACACUGCCUCAAUGCUUUAAACCCAAAAGCUAAUUGAGCAAUCUUGUGCCUCUCGCUUAAAACCAAAUGAGGUAUCUUUAUUUUUUAUAAAGCAAAAUCUCAAUAUUCGGAGGUCACGUUUAAUUUUCCAUUUCUUAGUACAAGUCACUGUUCUUGCCAUUCUUAGUCUCACCGGAAAUGCCACUUUUUAUAAUUCAUGAAUUAUUAUACACUGGAAUAUGCACCCCUAUGUCACAGCAUUGUUGUUCCUUGGCAUAACUUUUUAAAGUGGAGUCCAGUUCACUACUUCUGUAAUUCUAAUUCCUAAUGUUGUGUCUAUGAUAUUCACUUUAGCAUGUUAGAUCUGGUAAGAACUAAGCAAGGCGUCAACUUGGAAGAGUCUAUUUUCAUCUGCACUAAUAGGACGAUUAAAGAGGCAAAAAAUGUCCCCUUUUGGUUAGACUUGAAACAUAAGAUUAAAGUUGAACAAUUUCAAAUACGCAGGGUGAGGAAGCUUCCCUUCAACACUCCAACAGUAAGCAAACACUCCCUUUCUUAGUGGCUAUCUUCAAUGAUGCUGUUGAAUGUCAAGGGGAUUUUUAAGAUCUGAGCAACAUUUUCUUUUUCAUGUAGCCUCGUGCCCCAAAUUAAAAUUAUAAAUUAUUGCUUAUUAAAAUAUUACCCAAAGUAUCAAGAAAACUUUUAUCAGGCUAAUAUAUUCUUACUGCUGCCCAACUUACCAUCAUGGAUUUAAUAUGUCAAAUUCUUCAGUCACAUUUUCUGCAGGCUUUUAGGUAUUGUGUUUAAAAUCAAGAUUUAAUAAUGUUGCCAACAAAAUAGAUACUGCUGCUAGAAAAUGCCUCUUUUAGUUGAAGUGCCUUGUUCUUAGAAGAAAUAUUGGGUAAGACCACUAAUCAAAGUACAAAGAAAGUUGUUCUGUUUUGAAAAUGUAUAUUAACUUAAAAAAGAGGGGGCUGUGGUCAGAUCUUGUGAUUUGUUUUAUUCCAAAAUACUUUUAUUUGACUGAAUAGUUCCUAAUAGCCCAGUGAAAAGAAUGUAGAUGUAUUUAAAAGGAAUAUUUAACUUUCAAGAUGCAUUCAAGACCCAAUUAGAAGUGGGAGAGUACUUUGGAAGAAAAACAAAGGGUUUCAAGUAACUGUGUCAAGUAGUAAAAGCUUAAAUGUAUUUUUUAUUUGCUCUUUUGUUUUUGGUCUGCACAAACAAGGACCCAACAGUGAUCUUACAAGGCCAAAGAAUUGAGUGACAGCUUUUGGCAGGGACCUGUAAAAGGCUAAGUUGGGAUCCAGACGUGCCACUUUCUUGCAGCCAUUUUAUUCAAACAGCAUUUCUUAGUUCAAAAUGUUGGUCUGGUGCAUAUAAAAGAACAAGGUAUAUAUAGACAAAAGUCUUUUAAAACUAAUGUGCCUUAUUAGCAAACAAAAGCAUUACCAUUCGGUGUUUGAACUGUUUUCUAUUUACCUUGUGUUUUAAAAGCUUAAGCUUAGUCUGUUGCAUUUAUAUUCUAAAGCAGUAGUCAAUAAAGCAUUAUGAA